AUGAGUGGACCACCAGCUAUUGUAUUCACCGAUUGGGACGGAACUGUUACUCUCCAGGAUUCGAAUGAUUAUUUAACAGAAAACCUUGGGUUCGGUAAGCCAAGAAGACUUGAGAUCAACGACGAAAUAUUGAAUGAGAGGUUGUCGUUCCAAGAAGGAUUCAGCGAAAUGUUGAAGUCGAUUCCAACGCCAUUUCCUAAAUGUAUUGAGUAUUUGCUCGAGCACAUCCAAUUGGACCCGGGGUUCAAGGGUUUUUACCAAUGGUGCUUUGAAAGAAAUAUCCCUGUUAUCGUGAUCAGUUCGGGUAUGAAGCCAAUUAUACAUGCUUUGUUGAAGAACUUGGUUGGUGACGAAGCUAUCAAGAACAUUGAGAUUAUCAGUAAUGAAGUGAACGUUAAUGAAGAUGGCACCUGGAACAUUGUGUACAAGGAUCCAGAAUCCUCGUUUGGCCAUGACAAGUCCAAGUCUAUCAGGGAGUACUUGCAACGUAAUGGAUACUCGAGCCAGAACAUGCCAUUGUUGUUCUACUGUGGUGAUGGUGUUAGUGAUUUAUCUGCUGCAAAGGAAACUGAUUUAUUGUUCGCUAAGCACGGUAAGGACUUGAUCACUUACUGUAAUAGAGAAAACAUUCCAUAUACAGAAUUCAACAGCUUUGAAGAUAUAUUCAGUAAGAUUACCAAGAUCGUUGAAGCCAAUGGUAAAAAUAUCAAUGACUUUUUAGAAAACCAUUAA
Molecule: messenger RNA, 732 nt
Organism: Debaryomyces hansenii CBS767
Lineage: Eukaryota; Fungi; Ascomycota; Pichiomycetes; Serinales; Debaryomycetaceae
Product: putative phosphoric monoester hydrolase
Exons: 1
Coding region: 1-732 (243 amino acids)
Molecular function (GO): phosphatase activity
Source: RefSeq, a predicted model, not a curated record